AUGAACCAUGACCAGUUACCAUCUUCCAUUGAAGAGGUAGAAACUCUUAUAAAGCGACUAUAUGGAGUAGGAAAGCCCGAAGAUAUCGUUAGGACACAGAUAGUACUCCAUAAACUUCAACUCUCCUCUCAAGGAUGGCAACUAGCAAACGUCCUCCUGAAUCGAGAUGAUAAUCAAUUGAGGUUUUUUGCAGCACUAACUAUCAUAGUAAAACUCAACACUGAUGCAAAAUCCUUGUCAGAGAAUGAUACAGCAUCUCUGCUUCUGGCCUUGAUAAAUUCUUUAAUUCUGUGGACAAAAAGUGAUGAAGGUCCAUUAGUAGGAAGGAAAUUAUGCUCAGCUUUAGUAUCAUACUUUCUUCAAUUCUCGCAUAUUUGGUCUAGAUGUGUUCAACAUCUGUUGUAUUGUUUUUGUCGAGACGAAGCGCUACCGUACACUUCGUUGCGGGAAGCUCCUGAUUCAAUUAUUUUGGUUCAAAACGUAUCAGAUAAAAAAGCUAGAGCUGUUUUAUGGUUUGCUUCAACGCUUGUAGAAGAUGUGAGCAAAACGGAUUCCAAUUCUAUGAGGACGCACAAAUUUCAUAGCCACAUCAGACCGAAUGUAAAUGAUGUUGUGCCUCUAAUCCGAAAAUACCUCUUUGAGGCGCCGAAUCAAGCGUUGACUAGAACACAACAAGAAGCUAUGAAAUGUUUUCAGUCUUGCAUGUCCUACUCCCACAGAUCUUUUAUCGAUAAAGAAGCUGAACUAGAUGUUCUUCAUAACCUUACUCAACCUGCUCUCCAACACAUAGUAAAUGAUGAACUGUAUGAGACAACUGUAGAGCUUUUUAUUGAUAUACUUUCGACCUACUCCCGAUUUCUACAACCCGAAGACUUUGAUAAUCUGUUAAGCUUAUUUUCCACACCAUGGGCUCUGAAAAGGUACCAGACUUUAGUCGAAGGAAACUAUGACUGGGAAUCCCUUCAGUUCGGAAUGCUCCUUCUCGCAUUUGGAGAUGCAAUUGUCAAAGAACUAACACAAAAAAUUGAAGUCCCGCGGUACAACCAGUAUCUGGUGCUACUUCUCGGUCUUCUAGAGGCCAAGGGUUAUGCCGUAGCCGAAGACAAGAUCUAUGUACCAGCAUUAGAGUUCUGGAGCACAUUUGUGGAGUGCAUGGUCGAUGAGAGCUUCAGCGUAGAAUCCGGGACAACGCCUCCCUGGUUUCCAAUGGCAAAAAGUUUCGUAAUGCAAGCGAUUCAAAGCUGUUGGUAUAAGAGUCACUAUCCUAAUGCUAAGAUCUUCAGCUCCUGGGACUCAGUUGAUAUUGCUGGCUUCAAAGAUGCCCGAAGAGAUCUUUCAGAUUUAAAUCAGCAAUUUUAUCUGGUUGCAGGAUGUUCCAUGUUGAAUUUCUGGGUUGAAAAAGUUUCACACUCAGCAGCUAACAAGAAUUGGCUUGAGCUGGAGGCAUCGUUUUUUUGUUUAGAGCAACUAAAUGACUCAAUUUCUGAACCAUCUCAUCGAGAUAAUGUCAUGGAUCAGGUGUUCACACCAGAUUUAAUUGCUCUCUUCACUCAACAACACCUAGAAAUAUUUUCAAUUACGCGCCGAACAUUUUUGAAUCUUGUAGGUGGGUAUGCAAAUUACUUUAAGACGCGAAGUUUAUUAUUACUUCAAGUUUUAAAUAUUGCAUUUGUUGCCCUCAAGUCAAGCGGUCUAGCUGACCAAGCAUCCCGGUGUAUCCUAAAGCUUUGUUCAGAUUGCCGGAGCAAUCUUGUUCCAGACUUAGAUGGUUUUAUCCAGCAUUACAGCAGCAUCGCCUUGGAUAAUACACUUGAUCACAACAUUAAAGAAUCAGUUAUCGAAGGAAUAACUUGUCUAAUACAAGCUCUGGAUGACGAUGUAUCUAAAAUCGGACCCUUGAACCAACUCCUAAACUACGUUGAAGCUGAUGUUAGCAAUUGCCUCCAUAUCCUGGGUAAUCAGCGUCCCACUUCCGAAGAUAUGAAGCCUCUGUGCUCUCCUACCGAGGAAGCUAAAGCAAUCGAUAUCGGAAUCUUAUCAUUAAAAUGUCUCCUGGGAAUAGCGAGAGGUAUUCAAGCGCCAGAUGACCAACCCAUUAAUCUAGAUAAAGGCGACGGAUAUGUGUCAGUCUGGACUAUAGAAACUGGACUUCUUGUGCAAAAAAGAAUAUAUAAUAUAAUUGAACAAGUUUAUGAAGCUCUUGGAAGUCAUGGUGAGAUUAUUGAACAAUGCUGUCUUGUAUGGCGGCAAGGACUCCGCGAGCUAGAGCCUGGCCCGUUCGUAUUGCCAUCUAGUCUUGUUUCUCAAUUCAUGAUGAAAACCAAUCUACAGACGCCUCGGCUAGGUCUAGUGAUUAAAACCGCAGCUUCAUUUACUUCAGCAAAACAUAACUCAAACCCUGAGGAAGUUCUCGGCCCUUUAUUAGCUUGGGUCGCCUACUUGUUGCAUGACCUUGGUGGUCCUGCAUCAGAUACCGAGAUUGCUCACGCUGGAAUCGAAUUCAUGUAUAGACUUCUUCCUAAGUACCUUGGCGUAUUAAUGAGUCAUCGACCAUCUACUUCGCUUGAAUACCUCUUUAUGUUCGCGCUGGAGGCUAUGAAAGGGAACGAUCCCCUUCCUAAAUCAGCAGCAGCCGAUUUCUGGGGUGCCUUUUUUUCAGUAACUUCGCCACCAAUUGACAUACAAUCCGAUCUCACUUCUGCAAUCCAGGUUCUCGGUCCACUUUUAGCACGGGCGCUUAUCUUCAAUAUAGGUGGCAGUGCUGCACGUAGCGAGCUCGAAAAAGUUUCCGAUCCGAUUAAGAAGAUAGUAACAUGUCAUGUCAAUGCGAAGAGAUGGCUCGAAGAAGCAUUAGUUGAUUCCAAUUUUCCUAGUGAUAGGGUUAAUAACAAAGAUAAGUCAAUAUUUUUGCAAAAGCUGAUGAAUUUGAGGGGUUCCCAGACAACAACACAAGUAGUCAAGGAUUUCUGGCUUGCGUGUCGGGGCUCACAGUUUGCAUAUGCUUCAUAA
This is a messenger RNA of Blumeria graminis f. sp. triticale, 3009 nucleotides long. NCBI's taxonomy places the organism in Eukaryota, Fungi, Ascomycota, Leotiomycetes, Helotiales, Erysiphaceae. The record is from the annotation of a GenBank genome assembly.